AUAGUCCAAGAGUAAAAAGUCAGGCAUUCACAAUAUCAGCAAGGCUCUGACUGGACUGUUGCACACAAAGGAUGAUCAUACUGGAGAUGGACCAAAUGCUGCGACUCACUCGACAUGGCAAUGUUUCCUGCACAUCCACUCAGUAGUUGACGAAAAAAGUCCGAAAUACAACCAUUGUACUGACUUUGGUCCUGGUGGGAAUCCGUAGUUGGUGGAAUAGCAUUGUGAAGAAGAAUGUUGAAGAGGAGGACUCAGUGUUAAACAAACUUCGAAUCGUGUCAUUUGCUUGUCCUGGCAGGAAACUUAGUAAAGGAUCAUGGGUAACACAGGCGACCGGAUGUCCGGAGACCGCCAUGGUGCCAAGGCCCAUCGCUCUGACAGCAGAGACAAAGACCACGAGCCCAGCAAGAUGGUGGACAGCACUGAUGACCCUAACAUCUUCAACACACACGGUCUGGGGUCCUCCAAGGUGUCGGACAAGGAGGAGCCCGACCUGGAUGACCUGGUGAAGACUGGGCCUCAGUCCAGGCCCACGGUCAUCCGCUGGGCCGGAGGAGGGAAGGAGGUCUACAUCGCUGGCUCCUUUAACAACUGGGGCAAAAAGAUCCACCUCAAUAAGAGCCACAAUGACUUUGUAGCGAUCCUGGACUUGCCAGAGGGAGAGCACCAGUACAAGUUCUUUGUGGACGGACAGUGGGUCCAUGACCCCUCAGAGCCAGUGGUGACCAGCCAAUUAGGCACCAUCAACAACCUGAUCGAGGUGAAGCAGUCAGACUUUGAGGUGUUUGAUGCUCUGCAGGUGGACUCUCUGGAGUCUACUGACACCUCAGACCUGUCCAGCUCCCCUCCAGGUCCCUAUGGACAGGAGCAGUACAUGUUCAGGCCUGAGGAACGCUCCAAAGCCCCACCCAUCCUCCCCCCACACCUCCUCCAGGUCAUCCUCAACAAGGACACUAACAUCUCUUGCGACCCAGCCUUGCUGCCUGAACCCAACCAUGUGAUGCUCAACCAUCUGUAUGCGCUCUCAAUAAAGGAUGGAGUGAUGGUGCUCAGUGCGACUCACAGGUAUAAGAAGAAGUACGUCACAUCUCUGCUCUACAAGCCCAUCUAACCCGUGUGUGUAGGUGCACAGUGCUAUAGAGGGCAGCAUGUUAAUACUGCGCUGGGUUUAACCAUGUAGUUGAGAUUGGACUAAACUAACAGUUUACAAAAGAGCUGGGGGCCUGUGGCUGAGACUGGGGGUGCAAAUCUCAAGACACCCUUUUCCCUGUAGAGUGCACAUCACACUUUAGCGCUCAGCAAAUGGGUUCAAAGUAGUGCACUCAAUGUGGAAUAGGGUGUCAUUUGAGCUUCAGCCUGUGACUCCACAAGAAGUCCACAAGGAGAAAUACUGUAAGUGAACUGUGGCGUUUUCCCAUAAUGCACCCACAGUUGAAUAGCAAUAAGGGACUGAAAGAAACCACUUUGUGUGCAGCACUUAGACUGCGUUUACACAGGCAUCCCAAUUCUGAUCUUUUCACAUCAGAUCUUUUCACAUCAGAUCUUUUUCAGAGCUGAUCUGAUUGGUCAAAAGACCAAUUAGUGGAAAAAAUAUUAGAAUUGGGCUGCCUGUGUAAACGCAGCCUUAGAUUCUUUGUGGGUGCGUAGAAAGAACAUUUGGUUCCAUUAAAAACAUAAGGGUUUGAAGACAAGUCUGCUGAUGGGACUUUCAAACACAUAUAAUCAACCUGACGUUUUAUUAAAUUAGCUUUUGAAAGGUUAUGUACACGGAAAGAGGGCAAUUGAAUGUUUCUGGCUUGGAUUUAGUGUCAAACGCUCCCCUUCUUUCUCCAUAUUUUUACUGUAAUUGGACAGUGACUAGACUAAAUGGAGCAUUCUGCAGGGUCUUCCUUGUCAUUACUGUAAUUGGACAGUGACUAGACUAAAUGGAGCAUUCUGCAGGGUCUUCCUUGUUAUUACUGUAAUUGGAUAGUGACUAGACUAAAUGGAGGAUUCUGCAGGGUCUUCCUUGUCAUUACUGUAAUUGGACAGUGACUAGACUAAAUGGAGGAUUCUGCAGGGUCUUCCUUGUCAUUACUGUAAUUGGACAGUGACUAGACUAAAUGGAGCCUUCUGCAGGGUCUUCCUUGUCAUUACUGUAAUUGGACAGUGACUAGACUAAAUGGAGCAUUCUGCAGGGUCUUCCUUGUCAUUACUGUAAUUGGACAGUGACUAGACUAAAUGGAGCAUUCUGCAGGGUCUUCCUUGUCAUUACUGUAAUUGGACAGUGACUUGACUAAAUGGAGGAUUCUGCAGGGUCUUCCUUGUUAUUACUGUAAUUGGACAGUGACUAGACUAAAUGGAGGAUUCUGCAGGGUCUUCCUUGUUAUUACUGUAAUUGGACAGUGACUAGACUAAAUGGAGGAUUCUGCAGGGUCUUCCUUGUUAUUACUGUAAUUGGACAGUGACUAGACUAAAUGGAGGAUUCUGCAGGGUCUUCCUUGUUAUUACUGUAAUUGGACAGUGACUAGACUAAAUGGAGGAUUCUGCAGGGUCUUCCUUGUUAUUACUGUAAUUGGACAGUGACUAGACUAAAUGGAGGAUUCUGCAGGGUCUUCCUUGUUAUUACUGUAAUUGGACAGUGACUAGACUAAAUGGAGGAUUCUGCAGGGUCUUCCUUGUUAUUACUGUAAUUGGACAGUGACUAGACUAAAUGGAGGAUUCUGCAGGGUCUUCCUUGUCAUUACUCUAAUUGGACAGUGACUAGACUAAAUGGAGGUUCCUGCAGGAUCUUCCUUGUUUGAUUCCAAAGGGACGAUGACCACUAAUAAAAUCAGGAUAUACAAUUGGAUAGGCUGUGUACAUUUAACUGAACUGAAGUAUAACAAACUAUGGGUAUUAAAUGGUAUAUCCCAUUUAAUCACUUUAAACUAAAGGCCUCAUAUUACAUAUCAAAUAGGAGUUGUGAAAUGUUGGCCUGUGUCUGUAGAUCUCUGCUUAGUUCUGCUAUUGCCUUCAUGAAAGGAUGCUGCAAGCACUUUAGCUACACGUGUGUCUCCAACAAAUGCUUUGAGCAGGACUGUUGACAUAAACCUUUAACUAUGCAGAUACACGGACACAUCUUGUAGCUUUACAUUGGACCUCAGCGUCCAGGCUGCAUUUUAGAGAAAUAGCUGUUCUGUGGGGAUUUCUUUCUUUCUUUUUUCGUUCUAUUUUCUAUUUAUCCAAUAGAAAUCGAUCUGUUACAUUUUCUGUAUUUAUAGCAAAGAAACAAACAAAUAAUGGUUUGUCUUGAAUGUCGUGCAUGAUUUGAAUGUCUAAUACGAACAGUUUACUGUGGAAUGUGUGGUGGAUUUCACAACUGUGAUUCUAUCAAGAUUAAAUAUUUGUGGCAAAUUGCCAAUAUUGAUUUCAUAAGAAUGUUAAAAAGUGUAAUUUACUUUCAUCAAUAAUGUUAAAUUAUGUUAAACUACUCAGAUUUGACCAUAAAUAUAUUUAAUAUUUAUAAUUUUGAGAGAGUAUUGUACCUAUUGCUUGUGAUACUUCACAACAAUAAUCAAUGUGGGCUGAUAUCUGUAGGUGAUAUAUUCCAAAGAGAAGAUAAUAUAUAAUUACAUGUUUUAUUUGAAGAAACUGAGAAAAAACAAUAUCUCGCUCUGUUUGAGAAUAUAGGAUAUUCUGGUGCUUUAUUAGGCAAAAAACAAAACUUGAAUUUUAAAACUGUUAGCUAACAUGUUUGUUUUUGAACAUACUUUGCAGCAUCACUGUGUAAGCCAGGUACUAUAGAAGGUUGUUUCACUUGUUUGCAAAUAAAAAGGGAAGACGUGUUGACCCUGAAUAUCA
This is a messenger RNA of Salvelinus fontinalis (brook trout), 3822 nucleotides long. Its product is annotated as 5'-AMP-activated protein kinase subunit beta-2-like. The record is from RefSeq and is a predicted model, not a curated record. The transcript has 10 exons. Gene Ontology annotation, cellular component: nucleus; cytoplasm; nucleotide-activated protein kinase complex. Lineage: Eukaryota; Metazoa; Chordata; Actinopteri; Salmoniformes; Salmonidae. Bases 317 to 1111 code for a protein of 264 amino acids. Gene Ontology annotation, biological process: signal transduction. Gene Ontology annotation, molecular function: protein kinase binding.